CAUUAAAAAGUAUAUAUAUAAAUUUAAAUGCUUUGUGUGUUUGAGCUGGGGGAGGGGAUAAAUUUUUAUUUAUUUAUAGGGGUUAAUAGUCUUGGGUUGCUGUAGUUGAAGUGCUUUACUUUACAAACUGUCCACAAUCAUAGAUUCCCUUGCUCUGUGCAUUGCAAACUGAAACUCUGAGCUCAACUUAACCAUUGCAAUAAGUGGCCUGCACUGCAGCAAACAUUUGGCUGAGAAAAAAUGAGCUACGGCAGCUCCAAUACAGGUUCUGGCAGUGGAACUACUACAAGGACAUUCGAGUUUGGGAGGACCCAUGUGGUAAGGCCCAAAGGGCGGCACCAGGCCACUAUAGUUUGGCUACAUGGCCUUGGUGAUAAGGGCUCAAGCUGGUCCCAGCUCUUGGAAACCCUUCCUCUACCAAAUAUCAAAUGGAUUUGCCCUACUGCUCCUACUCGGCCAGUAAAAUUAUUUGGUGGAUUUCCCUGCACUGCCUGGUGUGACGUCGGAGAUUUUUCAGAAGAUGCACCUGAUGACUUGGAGGGAUUAGAUGCUUCAGCAGCACAUGUUGCCAACCUAUUGUCGACAGAGCCUGCUAACAUCAAACUUGGUAUUGGGGGCUUCAGUAUGGGUGCUGCAACUGCGCUCUACUCUGCCAUGUGCCUUGUUUCUGGAAACUAUGGGAAUGGAAACCUUUACCGAGUCAACUUAAGUGCAAUUGUUGGUCUUAGUGGCUGGCUUCCGUGUUCAAGGACCUUGAGGAAUCGGGUGGAAGGGUCACAUGAGGCAGCAAGACGUGCAGCAUUAUUACCCAUUUUUCUCUGCCAUGGUCUAGGUGACGAUGUGGUUGCAUAUGAACACGGAAAGAGAUCAGCGCAGACCUUAAGCUCUGCUGGAUUUCGAAAUCUUACAUUUAGAACUUACAAUGGGUUAGGUCACUAUACAAUCCCCGAGGAGACCGAUGCAGUUUGUAAUUGGCUGACUGCAACUUUGGAGCUGGAGGGAUCCUGAUCAUACUAGUGGGUCAUAUUGGAAGUUAAGCAUAUAAAAUAAGGGUUGGAAGGGGCACUCUGGAAUAGAUGGAGUUGGUUAUAUGGUUUGCUGCAUGUUUGAGUUGCUAUUCACUUUUUCCUAAAUAAACCUUUUAACCGAGGCUUUCUUGUAUUUGGGGUUUGCUGGUCACCAAGGGAUUUGUGUUUUUCUUUUUCUUCUUUUUUCAAUUUUUGAGGGUGGGGGGUUCAUUAGUAGGAAACAAGGAGAAGAAGAAAAAAGGGGGUGAAUUUUUCACAAAUGGAAAUUUUGUUUUAUCUUUUUUCUUUUGUGGUACUGAUGAAACUCUUAAUAUCUUUGAGACAUUGGACGAAUUUGAAAUGGGGAAUUAAUGCUUGAAAUUA
Alnus glutinosa is the source of this 1391-nucleotide messenger RNA. RefSeq lists its product as uncharacterized. The transcript has 10 exons. The coding region runs from base 241 to 1008 and encodes 255 amino acids. Gene Ontology annotation, molecular function: hydrolase activity. Lineage: Eukaryota; Viridiplantae; Streptophyta; Magnoliopsida; Fagales; Betulaceae. The record is from RefSeq and is a predicted model, not a curated record.